This is a messenger RNA of Durusdinium trenchii, 1794 nucleotides long. The record is from the annotation of a GenBank genome assembly. NCBI's taxonomy places the organism in Eukaryota, Dinophyceae, Suessiales, Symbiodiniaceae.
AUGGCGCAGCUCCUGUGGCCCUGGUGCCCGGUUGGUCUGCCGGACCACAGCUCCACCCUGGAGUGUGCAUGGCACAACAGGGAGAUCCUUUGCUUCCUCUACUUCCGCCAAAAAGGCCGCUUGCUGCCUGCUGGGCCGGGCAGGACUGCAGGAAUCUUGCGAAGGGUUGCGGGCUGGACCACAAUUGCUUCUGACGGCCAUUGGGAUACGCAGUCCCAUCUAGGUGGCACCGCCUUGUCCUUGGUGCUGCGUAAGAGUCAUGCAAGGAGCAAAGCAUCAAAGCUACGCAGGGCUCGUUUGGAGGCGUUUUUGGGGCGGUUGCGCUUCGAAGUUCGGCCGCAAUUUUCAGACACUUCUGGAGGCAGCUGCCCAGGAAAUGCAUUGGUUGUAGGAGUGCAACGCUGCAGCGGGAUGCUUUGGGCUGGCUUGACUUUGGCUAUGCUUGACCAGCGAGGUCAGUUGAAUGGCAUUGCACGUGCCGCACAUGUUCUGUUGGAAAUUCAUUUGGCAAAGUUCGACUUGAACUCCGAGCACUUGCGGCCUCCCCAAAUGGCAGACGCAUUUGUUGUAUCCCUGGUGUCAUCAACAGAUGAGUGGGCAGUUGCACAGGCGCUGCAUCCUUCGGCUGGGCUCAUGGGUUCUUUCUUAGCUCCUUCAGCUCAACCAGGUGGUGUAGCUCUUCCCUUGGAGGUCUUAGCGGACGAAGGUCUUCUUGGAACUCUCUUGGGACGCUCGCCGGAGCUCCUGCAGCUUUAUGUGGCCAACGAAGCAGAACUCCUCCGAGCAUGGCAGUUGGCAAAGCCGCUGCUAGGCGCAGCAACGACCCUUUGCUUCAACGCACAAGUGACGAUUUCGCAGAUCCCUGGCCUGGCGAAGCUCCCUGCCACGCCCUGGCCGGGCGGGCCCGGGAACACCGGGCUUCGCUGCGUCGCGGCCACGGACUCGGCCAUCCGUGUGCACCGUCGUUGGUCACGGCCGCUUUCAUCACGGCUUGAUGUGGGGAGUGGAGCUGGGCUCCACUUACGUGGUAGCGUCCCGGUGGCCGACCUCGAGAAGCUGCUUCCCGGAGUAAAAUCCAUUUGGUUGGAAGUGGGCUGCAAUAACUGGGAGCUGCUCCGGGACCAGCUUCCGGCGGAUGGAUCCACCUGGCUACUGACCCUGGAGCCUUUGGUGGACAAGUUUGCCUUCCUUCGAGCCUUCGGCGACCGGCGGCAGCUGGUGCUUCCGCUGGCGGCCGCUGAGUCUCAGUUCGGCCCGUGGGCCGCGCUGCGCUCGCAGAACUACAGCGACUUCCGAGGGCGGAAGGGGGUGACCUUCCAGGAGAGCGGCGCCAGUUCCUUGCUGCGAUAUGCGAAUGGUUUCAUGGACCAUCGCUGGGAAGGAGCAGAAGCGCAGUACCGGAAUUUUCGAGAGUACAUGGUGCCCACAGUCCCUUUGCACUGGGUGGUCGAGACCUUGCUGGGAAGGCGCCAAAUCGAUUUCCUCAAGAUUGACGCGCAAGGGUUGGACUACAGCGUCUUCAAUUCCCUGGGGCCUUAUGUGGGUCAUGUGAAGCGAGUGCAGAUGGAGCUCCAUGAACAUGUACGCCAUGAGGGAGAAGUCCCAUGCAGUGAGGUGUUUCGCCGCAUGGAGCUCCAUGGAUUCCACGUCUCCCACGGCGGACCUUGCCCGAUGUGGGAUUCCAGUACACAUGAUGAAGUGGAUGUGGUGUUUGAAAGGAGAACAAGCUCGCCAUCAGAUGCAAAAGGUGUCACUGCGCGUCCCAUGCCGCAUGCCGCUCAUCGGUGGACUUGA